AUUCAUAGCGCAUUGGUACGGUUUUGGCCUUAUCUCCCGGUGCUCCAGUGCUAGUGGAACCGUUUGGAUUCUGGACACUCUGGGACACCCUGCGGAUUGUCGACCGGGUUGAAUUACUGUGCAAAGGAUUGUUGCGAGGCGUCCCAACUGGCGUUAACCGGAAACCCCGAGUGGAUGCUGGGACGUAACAGGCAGCAGCAAGUUCUCGCAUGGAAUGUGCUCCUGAGCGUUCUGCAUCCGUUUGUUCGAUAGAGGGGAGAAGAUAAUUUAAUUAUUCAAAAGCGCGCGUGUGUGACUCGAUUAUGGGAUGCUCUCUGGUGCGCUGUAGAUGUAAACAGGGGAUGAUGAUGUGAGAAAAAACAAAACCAAAAAAAAAAAAAAGUGCCACAAUGUGAAAAAUCACACUCUCGAGGGUAGAACAUUUAUUGAGCGUUAUCGAAAGACGCAUCCUGAGUUGGGGCGAAAUAGCUAUAUUGGAUGUGUACGUUAUCUCGACCUUGGAAUAAAGUGGAACGGAAUUCCAUCAUCGUCUGCGCUAGAAGAUUGGAACGAUGUUAUGUAAACAAGUGAUUUGAUUACAAGUGAAGUUCGGUAUCGCAAAGUGUGAUUGCUUCCAGCAGUGUGCGGAAAUUCGUCAACACAACAGUUGAGAAUAUAUGCGAGUAUUGCUCUAUCGACGCAAUUUGUGAAAAAAAAAAUCAAAAGGACAAUCGACAUUGCGAUAACGUGCUAUUGAAUCGACUGAAAAACGACCCAGAAAGGUCCUUUGAAGUUUGACAAGUGGUCAGCUUACACCAAUCGUUUCCAGCAAAGCUGCUUUACCCGCGUGUGAUUGUGUGUUCGUGUGGGCGUAUUAGGUUCUGAUCCCGACGUUAUAAUACGGGUAAAUCGUUCUGAGCCGCCAGCUGCGUCCUCCAUGUAGGAUUGUGGGAAAAUAAUUCUCCGAACAGACUUUUCUGCUGUCAUCGAAACUUUCCACCCACGGAUGGCCAAUCGUUCCAUAUCGUACUGCUAAUAGAAUCUGAUUCACUGGAAACGAGCGGAAAUAGGAAUUUCCGUCGGGGCCGUUGAGCUCCAAAUAACGAAAUAAUCUCGGAGAAGAAUUUUUUUCUGUGGACAUUCAGAAUUGUGCAAAGUUCAAUCGUCUUACUCGGUGCUAUUUGAGUUGGCCCAAAAUCUGCGCGCGUGAGUGUGUGUGUGUUUGUGUUGGAAAAGCGUUGAAGAAUUGCCAACUCCCUCCCGGAAACUGCGGUAGGGAAAGUGAAAGUUUCCAACUUAUAUUUCUCUUGUUUGAUAUCGGCAAAGGGUUUCUGUCGCCCUUUCCUAUUAGACACGCCACAUCUGUGACAUCGUGUAUGGGUGAAAAUCAACCGAAAGGAGCGAAAAAAAAGCAGGAGAAAAAAGUAAUAACAGACGAAGGAAUUUGUAAUUUCUUGAUUAGGGUAAGCGCUAGGAGACACAAAGCGAAUGAAAAGUUCGGAGAAGGAUUUUGAACUCGUAGGACAGCGUGUGACGGAGAAGGACCGGAGACGCAGUUUGCUCAAGAAUAUUCAUUUUCGAAAAGUCUGUGUGUGUGUGCUCUGGCUGGCUGCAGAGCUUGAGGACAAGAAAUAGGUCCCAGCGGAUAGCUGUCCUUUUUGAUUUUGGAGCGAAAGUUUCGCUAAGCUCGACAGAUUUCGGAAACCAUACGGGCCGCCAGGCCAGGGAUAUCAUUGCCGGCUACUUACACUUUGAACAUUCUGCUGAAGACAAUACCAACUCGAGUAGAGGAAUCGAUGGAUUGAAUUGAAGCACCCUCUGAACGAUGCGAAAAUCCGCCCCCGUUUGAGUGGACAGGAUCAGGAAGGGAUGGAAUCUGCGGAUUUGCGGAUUGGCCGAAUAUCUCCGUCUAACAAUCUCGUGAAGCCGUCGCCGAUAUCCGCUCAUAUUUCCGAAAAUGGCGCUCCUUUGUCCUUUCGGUCCAUACUUGAGCUAAUUCUUCGAACAUUCGGGCCGACUAUUGGCUGUCCAUUUGAUUAUAGCCGUCGGCGUCUGGAUUAAAUUGACCCUUUCGGCGGGACGAUAGGAGCUAUCCGAUAAGAACCCCAUAACUGUCUCCAGCAGGCACUUUCCACAGCAGCAGACUGAGAAAACAAAACAAAAACAGAGAAAAAAGAAACUAGACAACAUAAGUAAAAGCAUCUGAGCCGGCGGCACAUCAACGCUCUGGCCAUCUCUCCGGCAUCUAGUGAAGCCUUCAGGAGCGAGUUAAAGGGAAAAAAGAAGACACUCUGACGGACCAUCAUCAUUAUCGGAAAUCCCACGAAGGCCCCUCAAACCAAUGCUUUGGAGCAGUGGCCGACGGAGACGGCGACUGGAGCCCCCCUGUGGGCUGGUCCAUCUAACCAAAUGGUGCACGACGCUGUUUAUCAUUUUGGAAUCUACGAACGUUGGAAGUGGUCUGAUAGCUACGACGUCACUGCCGGCGAAUGUCAUAAGCAGCAAUGCGACCACCCCCACUUUCGCUGCUGCCACCACAAGCACGGAUUCCAGCGCUCCCACGGUAAAUCCCACCUACACAGGCGAUGCAGACAAACAAGUGCUUCCACGCUUCGAGGCGCUGGUCCAACCACCGGCACGUGGUUUCGAUGAUGGCACCAUGCUAAACGCACCCGCGGCUAGCGACAGUGAUCCCUUGCUACUGCUGGGCGGAUUUCGGUUUCCAGCCCAGCUUCCUCCCGACCCGAGCCCGGCCGGGGGGAUGACAGGUGCAAAUGCUAGUGGCAGUAAAAAAUUGAUCUCACGAACUAGUCCACAGGUGGCAGUGGCGGUAGCCAGCGGCCCUGGAGACGGCACCCCAUCGCCAAUCCAGGGUCCGAAAUCCAAUCUAGUUAAUUUAGGUGUAAGCAGCAGUAGUGGUAGUAGUAAAAUUAAAAGUGCUAGCUUAAGUUUAGGGGAUAAGAGCAGUGGUGGGUCCACGGCAGGAGGCAAAUCAUCCUCCGGCCGGUCGAGUAGUGCCAGUGCGAAGAAUACGCACCGCAGCGCGGCGGUGUCAGAAGCAGAACCAGUGCCGAAUCAGGCCGAGGGGGAGUUCCGCGAAAUCGAGGGCAAUUUUAGCAAGAUGUUCUUCGAGACGGAAAACCUGACGACGAUACUGUCCCAGGUGGGCUCGAUUGCGGUGCUGCCGUGUGUGGUGCGGAACAUUGGCGAAGGCGUGGUAUCCUGGAUCCGAAGGAAAGAGCAUCAUCUGCUGACGAUCGGAAUGACAACGUACAGCAGCGACGAGCGCUUCAACAUUAUCCGCUCCGAGGAUUCCGAGGAAUGGCCACUGCAAAUCAAAUACGUUCAACUGCGGGACGCCGGGCUGUACGAGUGUCAGGUCUCAACGCAUCCGCCAACGUCAAUAUUCAUCCAGCUCGAUGUUGUCGAGGCGAAAGCGGAAAUAUUCGGUCCGUCGGAAAAGUAUCUCAAGCCAGGCUCGACGCUCCGACUGACCUGCCGUGUCGUUCAGAGUAACGAGCCACCAUUGUACAUUUUCUGGUACCACAACAAUCGUAUGAUCAAUUACGACGUCCACCGGGGAGUUAACGUGUCCACAGAAUCCGAUAACCGCUACUCGGAGCUGGUGAUAACACACACGAAUACGCUAAAUUCGGGAAACUACUCGUGCGUAUCAAAUAAUGCGGUUGCAGCCUCCACCUUGGUGCACAUCCUCAAUGGCGAAAACCCGGCGGCUAUGCAGCACGGAGACCAUGGCAGCGGGCUCCCCAUGACUGUCCACUUCCAGUUACUGCUGACAAUUGUAACAUAUCAGGUCAUCAAUUUGUUAUUAUGUGCUCAUUAAAAAUGCACACCCAAUCCGGGCACACUGACGCGAGUGCAGACCGAAAAACAACUGUAAUGUAGAUUAAACGCAUACUGGUGGAGAGCGCACCCGUGUCACCCCUCUCUGUGUCUCUUACCUGCGACUUCCGUCAGCCCCCUCCCCCCUUCCCGACAACGAGAACUGUGCGGCACUGUGUGUAAUGACAAACGUGAGCAUAAAUCAUCCUGACCAUUGCGGAAGCGAAUUCGCACGGGAGUAGUUUGUUGUAAAAUGGUUAGCGGAAGGGCGGGAGUACCAGGAUGCUCCGGUAACAUAUUUUUGUUUGCGAUUGGAGUAGCAAAAACGUGAAAAAAUAGAUCGGUGACCUGAGAUGAAAAGGGGCACAGUUGGGAAUUUGUGUUCGCAUGAAAAACUGCUGAGUCGGGAAUUCAGUUACGGACCGUUUCGGACAUAACAUUCAACACGAAACAAAUUGUUAAAUUGAAUACAUUUAUUAUAAUUUAUUGUAGCAUUGAAUUUAUGGUUUAUAGCAAAUCUGGCCCUCCAAUGUGUAUUUCUCAUGCGUUUUCUUGAUUUAAGUAGUUUUGUUGUUUUUUCUUUUUAGUAAAAUCCGAAUUAAAUUGAUAAUGCAAUUAUGAGAUCUGAGAGCGUUUGUGGUUUUGGAGACGAAACAACUAAGUUGAUAAAUCGUGAUAGAGUCAUGAUGAUUCGGAUUUCCACGUAUGUCAUCACCUUUUUCCUCUCACGUUUUUUUUUUUUGAAUAAUGUAUUUGAUUCAAUUUUUUCCCAUAAUAUGUUUCCGCGUGAAAAGUUUUGUCUUUCAAGGUGAUAGUAAAAUCAUUUCAAUUUUGAGCUACAUCUAACCUAGUACGUUAGAGCCGUAGUGGCUCGUACUGUAUCAACAAGUCGUCUCCAUUCCAGUCGGUUCUUGGCUACUCAUGUCCAGGAUCUUAGGCGUCACUAGCAAGUCGCAUUCGAUCUGAUCGAGUCACCAUGCUCUUGAAUCUUCUCCCAUCUUUUCUAUUUCUGGUGUUGGAAUAUGUACAAAAAAUAUGUUUUUCGAGCGGGUUACUGUUCAAAAGUUAUACGGCGUAUCCGGCCUACCGAAAUAUAUUGAGUUCUGCCAGAUGUGCAAUGGGACUAUCUCCUAACAAUGCGUUAAGUAAAUCGUUUCUCCGUCAUUCUCCGUCUGUACUCCACCAUAGAUGGUUUUCAGCAUCUGCUCUGGUCCUCAGGGAGUAAUGUGUUUGUCUCGAGCCAAUAGAGAACAACCGAUCUAAUCAGUGUUUUGUAUAGCGUCAACUCCACAGUGGUUCGAUCUCAGCGUCUUCCGAAGUUAAAGGUAGGCACGAUUUUCAGGUUAAAUCUCUUUGCUGAUGUUGUUAUUGGCGGUCAUUAUUGAUUUCAAAUAUACGAGUUCUUCGACCACCUCAAAGUAUUUCCAAUUGCACAGCCAUCUUGAUACAGUCGGUAUGGAAUUAAGUUGUCUCUGCGUGCACUGGUUUGACGAUUACUACCUGCUCGCGACAGUUGAUUCGGGUAAACCGAAGACGUUCAUUGCUUUGUUAAAACUAUCAGAGCGACAGAAUUAACAAGUGUAUGAUUAUGAGUAGAAGUUACAUACAUACAGAGACAGCCGAUUCAAAUUCAUACCGUUUUAUUCGCCAUACUGUUCUCGAUCAACAUUAUGUGUGUGGACACUUUGUACUCACGACAUUAUUGCGAAACAUGUCAGGUUGUUUAAAAAAUGUUUCAAUAAGUACUGUGAUACUAUCCCACGAACCUCCUGGUUAAUGCUAUAGACGUCGGAAUAGGAUUUGGGUAACGAUUUUGUAGGCGGUGAUAAUAAGCGUAAGUUGCAGUACUCCAGUUUAUCGCCUGCCUUGUUGACGGGGUAGACGACUUCCUCUAUCAUUUCUUCCGGUAAUGUUUCCUCCUCCCAAACCCUGGAAAUAAAUGAAUCGUUUGUUUGAGAAACCCCGUGAGUUCAUAUAAUGCGCUUGCGAAAAAAUGGGUGGGUUAUAUCUGUGGUAUAACCGCAAGGUUGACGUGGGACUACCUCAGCUUAGCAAUCAAUUGUUUGUAUUGAUUAAAUUUUUGAUUUAAUGAAACAAUUUCGGAAUUCAAUCGAAUUCAAUAUAUUGAACAAGUAAAUUUAAUGACAGUCCUUUUACGUUUGGUGUGAUGCCUAGAACAAAAUAUGUGAACAAAAUAUGUUAUCAAACGAUUAUUUUAUUUUACAUUUCCCUCUGAAGAUUGCAUCUCUCAAAUGUACGUUCUUCUCGAACCACGAAUUUGCUUGAUUUGAUGAACUUCAGGCACUCAGUUUCGAUUUUGACAUGUACGUCGAACGUAUUCUGUUCAAUCAAUAGGCGUUAUCGCAGCAAAUGAUCAUCAAAUUUUUACCUAAUCAUCAAAUGGUAUGCGUAGAAAUUCAGUGAACAGAAUAUAUGAAGGCAUAUCCUUCAAGGCAAUUUUGAAUAACAGAGCCAAAGCGUUGUGUUCGUACCCGCUUUUGUAAUCCGUGUUAGGAAUACACUUUUCGGAGUGCAAAAAAAAAACCAUGCGGGUACAUAAACUUGCUCGAAUCAACAACUUCAACUUCUACUUUUUAUACUAUAGAGGCUUUAAAUUUGAAAGUUCGUUCGCCUCUAAUGUCUGCACGAUUUUCUCAGGUUCCUAAGAUACCUUGGUGCUGAAGUCUGUGUUGGGGAAAUACUAUUCAGUCGGAACAAAAAUACUCUCGACUUGCAUGAAUUUGUAAUGCUACGGGCGUCGGAGGAAUGUGGCGUCAGAAGUAACAGCCGGGUGCUUAAAAUCCGAAUCUGUACAUUGGAUAUUUUUUGUAUCGGCAAUAAAAAGAUGAAGUAGAUAGAUACGUGAACGAUUGUUUUUGUAAUGCAUUCAAUGAUUGAAAACUAAUAGCGUGCAUCCAUUAACUCGAUUUGUUCACAUUUGUUAAAUAGGACCUUUUCAAAAGUUACGCGAGAAUUCAUUGAAUAAAAAAAAAUAGCAAACAUUUAAAUGGUUUUAUUGGAGAAUUUCUAUCAUGAACCUUGUUAGGGGAACCCGGGGCAAGAGUGCCACCUUAAGCUAAUACGAGUUUUUUAAUGCUCUUUUGUUAUAUUUUUUUUCCAUGUUUUUACUGGUUUGUUCAUUUAUACUCCUAUUUAUGUGUAGCUAUGCAUCAAAUUGUUCAAAAGUUAUGUUUACUAUGAAAAUGUUUCAUUUACAAAAAUGAUGUUUUUGGCUUGUAUUUUUUCCAGAACGGGGCAAGAGUGCCAACCUUAUAUAAAUAUAUUUUUUGUUGAAAAAACACUGUGAAAUUCACGGUGGUUCCAAAGAACGCAAACUCAAGUUCUGGUGGCGUUCACGAAAACCGGCAAACCAAUCUUUCUUUUUUUUCAAAUCUACAUCCGGAAUACAGGCUUUCAACUUCCUGAUGUUUUCAAUUUUCUUUAUGUUGAUCGGAAUUUUUCCAUUUGGUUAUGUAGGAUUGGCUGGGAGACUCAAUAGACCUCGUUUCGAUUUCAGAAGCCAGAAAGUACUGUUGUAGGCGUCAUGGAUGAGAUUUUUUUUCAGCCGCCAUGUCUUUAAAGUCUUCCGAGUUAGAAAACUGAUUGAACUGCGGAGGUUGAAGUGGUUUUUUUGAUCAAUGGAGGCUCACUUCCGGUCACUAUUUUCCAACAAAAUAAUUGUUUUCUGGCGUAGUUUCUCGUAGUUGUUUUGACGCUUGUAUAGUGGGAUACUUUUACGGGGAAUCGACGAAAUUUGUUGUCUAACAAGGUAAAUUACAGUUCUUAGCUUGGAGUUCCGGGAGACUCUUAAAUCGCUAGAGUACUGUCGGAACAUUCCACCCAUAAGCAUUUCCGCUGAAUGGUUUACCUAAUCCAUCCGAGAUAUUUCUUUUCCGAUGAAAUUUGAUAUCGAUCAUGUAUCAGUUCUAUUCGCUUGUAUUCUCAACCAAGCCAACCUAUCUGUAGGUUCAAUCCGCUCCUACCUCCCAGGCUGUAUCAUUCUUCCCCUUCCUAUUUUUUCCAUACCUUUCCAUUAACUAUUGCCCUUUUUAUGAUUUCCGCUUUGUAUUUUGCUGUUCGCUGAACACUACGCUAUGGAGUUUCUCAAACAAACGUGGCGACCCCGAUUUGAAGGGUUUUUUUUUUAUUAAAUCGUUUAUUUUUACAGGCUCAGUUACAUAAGUUUAAAGGAGCCAAACUCCUGACUGUAUUGUUACAAGUAUAUAUAAACAUUUUUCCUUAAUUCUAAUGUUAAUGGUGUAGAAAACCGAUUAUUGAAGGGGUUCGUAGAACUAAUUUGUUCUGAAAUUUUGAUAGUCGAUGUAGGUACCCUCAAGGACUCAAAAACUGUCAAAAAGUCAAUUUUGAUAAAUGUGGCGUUUAUGGGGGUUUCACAAAAAAACGAUUCAAAUAAGUACAGUACGCUAACAAGUGUUACUCUCACAUAUUUGUGGAGCUCAGUUCAUCCUUACUGGUGGCUUUAUUAUUCUCCAACCUUGCAAUCUACCGCUGGAUAUCGUGGAGGUCAACAGUUGAGAUCCGGUCUUCUGCUGUUGAUGCACGUAGGUCAGUUUCAUGUCUGCUUCUACUUGCUGUAUCGCCCCUCAAGUACUCAUCGAAGUGCUGCUUUUUUCCCCCUGUUGGGUGUGAACCACUGCGUCCAUUAUUUUGAACUAUUGUGGUGCUGCUUUCACCUAUCAAUCACCUCGCAUCCGUUCAUGAUCAGGUUGCCAAAUUUCCCUAACCUUUUCGUCGAAGUUCUGGCAUGGUUCAUGGGCAGCUUUUACAUUUCUACAUGACAGUCCUUUCGAGAACGGUUAGUCCUAGGACAGUCCUCCUGUUGGCCUUCUUCCAAUGCUAUUCCGUGGUCAUGUUAUUCUGAGCUCACUUGGCUUGCUUGACCAGGUUCUCUCUAGUCCAUAAGCUCAGGUAAAUCGAACAGUGACGGUUUUUCCCCUAGUGGCGCCGUCCCUGGUUUCUUGAUGGCUGGGCGGGUUCAGCACAAGCCAUCUUCGAGAGGUACUACGCCUAACAGUCUGUCAAGCAAGGUAGCGUCGCUUCGAGCAUUGUUCCUUUUGUCUGAGCCGCGAGGUUUCGCCCUGUCGCAUCUGACGUACAAUCAACAGUUUUGCGGUAGAUGUAAAACCGGUCUAUCAUCCUCAGCACACACAUCAUUUGCCACUUGAUCAUACUUCUCGAUGAAACCGACUUGCUUGUUAUGCCAUGUUAAUUUGGGCUCUGUGGCCGCAUAUCCUCUUCUUUCCGGGAGACCUCUUACAGAGCAAGAAGAAGCAAUCUCUGGCGAAUUCGGCAUUGAAAUAUCUCUAAAUAUCCUAUGCGGCGCUUGCAACAUGUGGCUGAAAGUUGUCGUGUAGAAAGAUCACUUUGAAUGUCUUUUGACACAAUGGAGGCGUUUAAGGUUCAAUGUUUGACUUGAUUGUGCCAAAAAAUGAAGUUCCCAGCGAUGUUUCCGCUAUCUGAUGCAACCCAGAAUAUCAGCUUUCUCCGAUGAAUAGUCGGUUUGACCGUUGGAAAUGUAGCAAAAACAUCCAAAGUUUGUCUUGGGAGCAGUUGAUCGCACAUAAAAAGAUGACAUUCGUCUUAUUUUGUUUCGAUUUUAUCUGAAGCCCAAUUUCUUUGUUUUAGAACCAUACCCAUGAUGUUAAAAUUGUUUGAAAUCAAUUGUUGAAGAACACCCACAGGUUCAGCGAACUCUUUCUAAGUUUGACAUGAGUAUUGGAAUUAUGACAUCUCAAUCUCAGCAUCUUGAGUAAACCGCAACUUUCAUUAUCAUAUUUUUUCCCUUUAUUUAUUUAAUUAGGCUCAAGUGGAUAAAGAUCCUUCAUCAAGCAGUAUAUUUUGAAUAUAUUAUACCUACAUUAUAACUACAUAAUCAUAAUAUAAGUCUUAUAAGCUAAAACUACAGAAUUCGUUAUCAUGUGACCAAUUUUAUUUACUACUGAAUUUUAAUGAAAAUUGAAAAUUGUGCAUAUGCAAAAAAGUUUCAAAAAAAUCGGAGAGUGUCGUGUCAGCGACCAGCUGAUUUGGCGGGGAAUUGCUCUAUAACUUCACAAAGAUGAUCAAUUGAGGACCCUUAGUUUUGUACUCACGAUCGCUUAGCAAGCGAACGCGCAACCAUUGUGGCUACGAAGACCCCCUUUUAAUAUUAUCCUGUAUUUUUACUAAUCUAAUUCCAAAACUCUCCUUGUGUACAAAAAAAAAGCUGAUGCCAUAACCUUCUUGGACGAUUUUGACACAUUAAGUCAGUUUUAUUCUUGUAAAAGAAGGAAAAAGAUUUUGAGAAAACCUCAUAAGAAUGCCUUUUCUUUAGUGGAAUUUAACGACUGCGACACCCUUCUAUGCAUUAACACUGAAACUGACAGGAGUUGAAAUUUUAUGUGCGUUCACACAAAAGAUGAGUACUUACAAAACGGUUAUACAUUAGUUCCAACCACUUGCAACUUGCUACUAAAAAUACACUCUAGACGUGUUUUUGGCAUCAAAAAAUCAAUCAAGUGCUAACAAACAUUAUUUCAUUUCAAGCUAUACUUUCUGAUAAAAAAAAAGCACGGGACAGUCAUGUACUUCAUUCGUACCAUAAAGGAGACCAUUGCGACAUUAAACAUGAUUUCUAGAGUCAAUUUUUCACUUCACUGAAGCAAAUGAAUAGUUGAUAUAACUACUCAUAGCAGCAGUAUUGAUUAUGAUUCGUUUGAACCAACAUUCUCAACAGCUGUGCGUAACUUAUUCUCUCAGCUCGUCGCUCGAGCACCAAACCCAUCAGUGAACUUGUAAAUAUAGAAAUAUAUAAUAAUUAGCAUAGACCUACCUAAAAUGUGGAACAUGAUAAAAACUGAUAUUGAUUAAAGAGUUGUAAAAAUAUGUUAUAUGGUCUGCAGAACAUGCAACUAGUUAAACAAAUCGCUCUUUCCACAUCUUUCACCCUCAUCAUUCGUAACAACUUGAAGCAAAAAGCGACAUCCUGAAAAACUUUUCUGUAACUGUUAGGUAAUAUAGAUGGAAGCUGAUGUAAAACUAGAUCAACUUUUGCCACACCAGUACACGAAAAUCCAUGACAUGGCUGAAUGAAAAAGUUGAUGCUAUAGAUUAUAUGGAACCUACUUUACAUACAGUCAUUUUUAUCAUCAUUCACGUAUCACACACUUUGUGCAUAUUUAUUUUCAUCUCCACUCUGAGUGACACGAAUAUGAGAACCUAAAAUAUGUAAACAUACAACUUUACCCCGAAACAGAGAACAAAAAUGUAUCAAAUAUGUGUACACAGUUAAAAUUCAGGCAAAUGAUGGAAACUGAAACCAACCAAAUAAAAAAAACAAGUUCCCAUUGCGUCGAAAGUCGAAAGGCAAACAUUGAAGGUAAACAAAUAGCAAAUGAAAUUGAAGGCAAAAAAAUACUCUCUACGUGAAUGUAAAAUUGUAUAUACGAGUGUCAGUUAACCAACAACCAACCACCCUAUUGGAAACAAUGUGUUAUUCCCUGCGCGAAUGUUUACCCCCUUUCUCCCUUAACAGAAGCAGCAACAGAAACAACAAAAUUAAAAAAAUUGAAAAGCAUCAAACCGUAUCGAUUGACACUGGUCGAAAAUGACGAUGGUGACGAUGAUGAUGAUGAUGAAAAAAUAGACGUAAUUUAUACGCAGAAACAAUACACAUACACAACACACAACUCGAUUUAAUAAAAAUAUA
This is a messenger RNA of Toxorhynchites rutilus septentrionalis, 11527 nucleotides long. RefSeq lists its product as uncharacterized. NCBI's taxonomy places the organism in Eukaryota, Metazoa, Arthropoda, Insecta, Diptera, Culicidae. Gene Ontology annotation, biological process: synapse organization. The transcript has 8 exons. The coding region runs from base 2321 to 3823 and encodes 500 amino acids. Gene Ontology annotation, cellular component: neuron projection membrane. The record is from RefSeq and is a predicted model, not a curated record.